AUGGGGGCGAGUACCAGCAGUAUCGGCGAUACGAUCCUUUUCCCAGCUCCCGAGCCUUCAUAUGAUGAGUCUCUCCCCGGCUUGCUCUGGAUUGAAGAUGACUUCCCCAGCCGUCCACCUAUCGCGUCUGUGGCUUCUCGAGCAAUUGAGUUGCAGCUUAGGAAGGAUAGCCACUCCCGGGGGCGGUGUUUCCCGGCCUUCUUCGUCGCACCUCCCAACGGUGCUGGAAAAUAUGUACUCCUCUAUUGGCAUGGCAACUCUUGCGACCUAGGACACAUAAAGGAGGAGUUAGAGGUGUUGUCAGGCUACCUGAACUGCCACUGCUUGGCGAUAGAGUUUCCUGGCUAUGGACUCGCAGCACCAGCAACUCCCCCUACGGCCUCUGCCGCGGCAGCCGCGAGAGCGAACAGGAAGUCUCGCGUCAGCAUUAGUGAAACCAUCAAUAAGUGGAGUCGAGCAGCAUUCAACUUCCUUGUGUGGAUGGGAGCUCCCCCAACAAAUAUCAUUUGUUUCGGCCGCUCUAUUGGGACGGGACCGGCUGCACACCUCGCGGCUACACUCCUCGCUGAGGGUAUCAAAGUUGGGGGUGUUGUCUUGCAUGCCCCAUAUAUCUCAGUGCACAAGAUUGUCGCAGAGUACACAGCGCUAGGUACAUGGCUGAUUGACGACCACUGGGAUAAUGCCGGAUCCCUACAGCAGAUGGCUCCUGACACGCCCCUUUUGAUCAUUCAUGGAGAAGAUGACGAGAUCAUUCCGACUGCUCAUGGGCGCUGCCUCCUCGAUGGCUAUGAGGGCCAUCACGUGAAGCACGGCUUUUUCCCUUCCGACUCCUCCCACAAUGCAUACUAUGUUAUUGAUGAUUUGGGCAAGCCUAUUCAGACCUUCUUGGCUGAGGCGGCUCGUGGAAGAAGCACGUCUGUGUUUGAAAUCAGCAUUCCACCCUUCAUGACGGAGCGACCUAGUCUGGACGCCCGGCCGGCUGUCACAACUGCCGCUCGGGGAGCUGCCGAAGCAGCAGCUGCUGCCGCUGCCGCCGGCGUCAUGACAGUGAGCGUCACAACUCACAAAACAGGAGCAGCCACAACUGCGACAUCCGAGGCAGCAGGACCCCUAGCGGUCAGUUCCCCUGAGCCCUCUGGGCCUGUGACUUUCAACAGGCUGCUCGAGUGCGGUCUGCUCUCUGGCAGCACUUUAGACGAAAUUGUGGGGGGAGCUAUUCGAGAGGCUCAGGCUCUAGAGGGAUCGAAGGGGAGUGGAGCUGCAGCCAACAAGAAGUAG
Cyclospora cayetanensis is the source of this 1278-nucleotide messenger RNA. Its product is annotated as alpha/beta hydrolase domain-containing protein 17B-like. The coding region runs from base 1 to 1278 and encodes 425 amino acids. NCBI's taxonomy places the organism in Eukaryota, Apicomplexa, Conoidasida, Eucoccidiorida, Eimeriidae. Gene Ontology annotation, cellular component: membrane. The record is from RefSeq and is a predicted model, not a curated record. The transcript is spliced from 7 exons. Gene Ontology annotation, molecular function: palmitoyl-(protein) hydrolase activity.